GUCCGUUUGAUUUGAACGUCUCAUAUAAAUAGUGCCCCUGGCUGCUAGUCAGUGUCACAUCAAAACCGUUCUCAGAACAACACACAUCAAUUCCUCCAAACGGAACCACCAAACAACCCACAACUAGCAUCAUGAAGUGCAUCGCAGCUGUAGUCAUGGUCGCUUUGGUCGCCACCGUCCAAGCUGGCAGCUAUUACAACGCCGUCCCAACCGUGUACAGCGUACCGUCGACCACCGUGGUCCAGCAGAACGUUGUGCCGAAGUACGUCACCGCUUACUCUGCCCCGGCCGUUACCUACGCCAGCCACGCCAGUGUCGCUCCGGUCGCUGCCUAUGCUGCCCCAGUUGCCACCUAUGCUGCCCCGGUUGCUACCUAUGCUUCUCCCAUCUCGUACGCUGCCCAGAGCACCGUUGUCCAGGCUGCCCCUGUUGCCUAUGCUGCCCCGACUGCCUACGCUUACGAUCAAGGAAACUACGUCCAGGCCGUCCAGGCUGUCCCGACCGUCUACGCUCAGGUCCAGAAGGAGGCUCGCUAUGUGGCCGCCAACCGUGGUGCUAUCCAUGAGGCUCCUCUGCCCGGUCAUGCCAUCAACCAGAAGUCGCUGAAUGUUGAGCCAGCACCCGGAACUCUGUAAAUAUGUAGAUACUCAGUGUUUGUUGGAUUGUGAGAACGGUUUGGAAUAAAUUGGAUUGUUGCAAGGAUUAA
Molecule: messenger RNA, 706 nt
Organism: Anopheles stephensi (Asian malaria mosquito)
Lineage: Eukaryota; Metazoa; Arthropoda; Insecta; Diptera; Culicidae
Product: adult cuticle protein 1-like
Exons: 2
Coding region: 132-635 (167 amino acids)
Source: RefSeq, a predicted model, not a curated record